AGAGAGAGGCUCCAGACUCAGUGUAUGUUGGUGUGUAGAUGUGAGUGUACCGUGAAGAAUUCUGCUGCUGGGAGACUUUUCAUUUCAUAUAAAAAACCAGUAACUUUUUCUUGUGAGUAAAACCAACACGGAGGACGAGGCGAGGAGGACAAAUGCGAAAAUGCGAGAAAAGAAAAUCCAGGAAGAGAGUGUGUGCUUAUUAAAAAUUCAGCGCGGGAGAAGAGACAUAAUCGCCUCUUCAGAUGACUUGUGGCAGCACUGAGGAGAAACUACACCACUGACGGACUACACUGUUGAAUGGGCUGAAACGAAGCGGAUUUUUCUUCGUCUGAAAGGCGAGUCCAAAGCUUUUCCAAGCGGCCAAAAAAACCAAAAGGGACGGGAAGGGGAAAGGAAGGGGGGCAAAGAAAACGCCCUGCUGCUGCUGCCUGUUGCUGCUGCUGCUAUCUCCAUAUUCAAACUUUAUCCCCGAGUUGGAAAAAUGCAUCUUUCACUUAACAGGAGGUGAUAAACCGAGGGUAACAUUACUUUUUUUUUAGUAGCAGCUAGCUCACAGAAGAAGGCCCUGCUUCACUUGAUUAAGUUUUUUGGGACGCGGGGAGUCUCUCUGCUUUGGGAAUAUUUUCUCUUCAUUGUGCACACUAUUCCUGUUUGGAGCUAUUUGGGUGGGCUGAGAGCUCAAGGCAAGCCCCCACUAUAGAGGCCCACGGCCAUUAACCAAGGGAACAAAGAGGUUUCACAUGUAAAACUAAAAAAAUAAAACACUUCGAGGAAACACCUCUUUGUAUAUUUGAGAAAAGUUGUGCUGCAGUCAUGUCGCUGGGUGCAGAGAGGAGGAUGGAAACCCGGCUGAAGAAGCUGGAGGACAUGAUCAGAGACCCCAAAUGUGCCAUAAACCUGGAAAGUUUGCUGGACUCCAUCAACGCUCUGGUCUUAGACUUGGACUACCCCGCACUACGCAAGAACAAAAACAUUGAAACCUUCUUAAACAGAUAUGAGAAAGUCAUACGACAGACUCGUGACCUCCAAAUGAAGUCUGAAGACUUUGACAGAGUCAAAGUGAUUGGUCGAGGGGCGUUUGGGGAAGUCCAACUGGUCCGGCAUAAAGCCUCUCAGAAGGUCUACGCCAUGAAGCUACUGAGCAAGUUUGAGAUGAUCAAGCGCUCAGACUCGGCUUUCUUCUGGGAGGAGAGGGACAUCAUGGCCUUUGCCAACAGUCCCUGGGUUGUGCAGUUGUGCUGUGCCUUCCAAGACGAGCACUACCUCUACAUGGUGAUGGAGUACAUGCCAGGAGGGGACCUGGUCAACCUGACCAGCACUUACGACGUGCCAGAGAAAUGGGCCAAGUUCUACACAGCAGAGGUGGUGAUGGCCCUGGAUGCCAUUCACUCCAUGGGCUUCAUCCAUCGAGACGUCAAACCUGACAACAUGCUGCUCGACCGACUUGGACACCUUAAGCUGGCUGACUUUGGAACAUGCAUGAAGAUGGACCAUACUGGCAUGGUGCACUGUGAUACAGCAGUUGGGACUCCAGACUACAUCUCUCCAGAGGUGCUGAAAUCUCAGGGAGGAGACGGCUAUUAUGGAAGGGAGUGUGACUGGUGGUCAGUAGGGGUCUUCAUCUUUGAGAUGCUCGUCGGUGACACACCGUUCUAUGCCGACUCUCUGGUGGGAACAUACAGUAAGAUCAUGGACCAUAAAAACUCCCUCAACUUCCCUGAUGACGUGGACAUCUCCAAAGAUGCCAAGAACAUCAUCUGUGCCUUCCUGACCGACAGGGAGGUGCGUUUGGGCAGAAACGGUGUGGAGGAAAUCAAGCGACACCCUUUCUUCAAGAACGACCAGUGGACCUUCGACACCAUCAGAGAAACUGUUGCCCCUGUCGUCCCCGAGCUGAGCAGUGACAUCGACACCAGUAAUUUUGACGAGAUUGAAGAUGACAAAGGCGAUGUGGAAACCUUCCCAACACCGAAGGCCUUUGUAGGAAACCAGUUACCCUUUGUUGGCUUUACCUACUUCAAAGAAGACCAGUUACUUACUGCUUCCAACAAUACCUCUGUGGCUCAUGAGAAUUCAAAAGGAGAGUCGGCAGCACUGCAGAAGAAACUGCGCCUCCUGGAGGUUCAGAUGAACAACGAGAAGCAGGUCAAAGAUGAGAUUGAGCACAAAUACAGAGCUGCCACAUGCAGGCUAGACAAAAUCUGCAAAGAGCUUGAAGAUGAGGUGAGCAGCAGGAAGAGUCUGGAGUCGAGUCUGAGGCAGCUGGAGAGGGAGAAAGCUCUGCUGCAGCACAAGAGCCUGGACAGCCACCGCAAGGCCGAGAGCGAGGCUGACAGGAAGCGCUGCCUGGAGAACGAAGUCAACAGCCUUCGAGAUCAGCUGGACGACAUGAAGAAAAGAAACCAGAAUUCACACAUUUCCAAUGAGAAAAACAUUCACCUGCAGAAACAGCUGGAAGAAGCCAACACACUGCUGCGGGCUGAGUCGGAGGCAGCGACGAGGCUCCGUAAAACGCAGACGGACAGCAGCAAGCAGCUGCAGCAGCUGGAGGCCAACGUGCGCGAGCUGCAGGACAAAUGCUGCCUGCUGGAGCGCAGCAAGCUGAGCCUCGAGAAGGAGUGCAUCAGCAUGCAGGCGGCGCUGGAGACGGAGAGGCGGGAGCAAAGCCAGGGCUCGGAGACCAUCAGCGACCUGAUGGGACGAAUCUCUAGUCUGGAGGAGGAGGCCCGUCAGCAGAGACAUGUUCUGUCCAAGGCUGAGAGUGAGAAGAGACAACUUCAGGAAAAGCAUACAGAUAUGGAGAAGGAGAUGAGCAACAAGGAGAUCGAUUUGACCUACAAGCUGAAGGUGCUGCAGCAGGAGCUGGAGCAGGAGGAGGCCUCUCACAAGGCCACCAGGGCGCUGCUGGCAGACAAGAGCAAGAUCAAAGUGACUAUCGAGGGCGCCAAGUCAGAGUCAAUGAAGGAGAUGGAGCAGAAGCUGGCGGAGGAGCGAGCAGCCAAACUGCGGCUGGAGAACCGAAUCCUGGAUUUGGAGAAACACAGCAGCAUGAUGGACUGCGACUACAAACAGGCGCUGCAGAAACUAGACGAGCUGCGGAGGCACAAGGACCGACUCACUGAGGAGGUGAAGAACCUGACGCUGAAGAUCGAGCAAGAGACCCAGAAACGUAGUCUGACUCAGAAUGACCUGAAGGCUCAGAACCAGCAGCUCAGUUCUCUGCGAACCUCCGAGAAGCAGCUCAAGCAGGAGACGAAUCACCUCCUGGACAUAAAACGAAGCCUGGAGAAACAGAACCAAGAGCUGCGCAAAGAAAGACAAGACACCGACGGGCAGAUGAAGGAGUUACAGGACCAGCUGGAGGCUGAGCAGUAUUUCUCUACGCUGUAUAAGACCCAGGUUCGGGAGCUGAAGGAGGAGUGUGAGGAGAAGAACAAACUCUUCAAAGAAGCGCAGCAGUCUCUGCAGGAACUACAGGAGGAGAGGGAAUCGUUGGCAGCUCAACUGGAGAUCACGCUGACAAAGGCGGACUCAGAGCAGCUGGCACGCUCCAUCGCUGAGGAGCAGUACUCAGACCUGGAGAAGGAGAAGAUAAUGAAGGAGCUGGAACUGAAGGAAAUGAUGGCCCGUCAUCGUCAGGAGCUCAAUGACAAGGACAUCACCAUCAAUUCUCUGGAGGAGGCCAACAGAACCCUGACCAGUGACGUCGCAAACCUGGCCAAUGAGAAGGAGGAGCUGAACAACAAACUGAAGGAAGCAACUGAAGAAUCAGAAAAGUCGAAGGACGUGGAGCAGCAGAUCAACCAGAUGAAGCAGGUGUUUGAGAAGCAGCUGCAGUCAGAGAGGACGCUGAAAACUCAGGCCGUCAACAAGCUGGCAGAGAUCAUGAACAGGAAGGAGGUCCGCGGCGGAGGCAGUCGCCGUGGUAACGACACCGACAUGCGACGUAAGGAGAAGGAGAACAGGAAGCUGCAGUUGGAGCUGAGGUCGGAGAAGGAGAAACUCAACAGCUCCAUCAUCAAAUACCAGAGAGAGAUCAACGAGAUGCAGGCGCAACUGGCUGAUGAGAGCCAGAUGCGCAUCGAGCUGCAGAUGGCUCUGGACAGUAAGGACAGUGACAUCGAGCAGCUGAGGAACCACCUGCAGACUCUCAGCGUUCAGUCCAUGGACUCCAUGGCCAGCGGAGGCAGCGGGCCGGAGUUUGAUACUGAUGAUGCCCUCACAGCUGAAACUCGGCUGGAGGGCUGGCUCUCUCUCCCUGUGAGAAACAACACCAAGAAGUUUGGAUGGGAGAAAAAGUAUGUUGUUGUGAGCAGCAAGAAGAUUCUCUUCUACAACAGCGAGCAGGACAAAGAGCAGUCCAUUCCCUACAUGGUGCUGGAUAUAGACAAACUGUUCCAUGUGAGGCCUGUUACUCAAACAGAUGUGUACCGCGCCGACGCCAAAGAGAUUCCCAGGAUAUUCCAGAUUCUUUAUGCCAACGAAGGCGAGUGCAAGAAGGAGGCCGAGUUUCCUGAGGCGCUGGCCAUAGGCGAGAAAUCAAGCUACUUUUGCCACAAGGGCCACGAGUUCAUCCCCACCCUCUACCAUUUCCCCACCAACUGUGAGGCGUGCACCAAGCCUCUGUGGAACAUGUUCAAGCCCCCGCCCGCUCUGGAGUGUCGGCGCUGCCACAUCAAGUGCCACAAAGACCACAUGGACAAGAAGGAGGAGAUCAUCGCUCCAUGCAAGGUGAAUUACGACGUCUCCACGGCCAAGAACCUGCUGCUGCUGGCUCUAUCUCAGGAGGAGCAGCAGAAGUGGGUGAGCCGACUGGUCAAGAAGAUCCCCAAGAAGCCUCCGCCGCCAGAGCUCUUUGCACGCUCCUCGCCUCGAGCCUCCAUGAAGGUGCAGCCAAGCCAGUCCAUGAGGAGGCCCAGUCGACAGCUACCCACCAGCAAGAGCAGUUAACCUUGCUGGGGAGUGUGGUGCAUCGUCGAGGAGGCGUUGAUUGUCGGGGGGAUGUUUCCUCCUCAUUCAAAGACAGUAUACAAAGCUCUGUUUGCAGAUCAGCACACUGAACUCCACAUUGCUUUCCUCCACACAACCCCCCACCCACCCUGUCGUGCUGCAGUCUGUGAGAGUUACAAAAUGUGUUUAUAUCCCCUUCAGUCGACCUCCCCUCCCAUCUAUCAAACUCACCUGCAGUAUCUUCAACCAGCUGGAUGACUUGUAAGCUUAUUAGCCCGAGUCUUCUCUUGGGCCCUUGACUAAAGCAAUUAUGUGUCUCUGUGGAUCUGGAGUAGCUCAUUCCCCACUUGCACGGAGCAGAAGAGGAAGAGCUCUUAUGAACCCGACCAGGGCUGGCAUGAAGGGGAUACACUUACCUCAACACUUCUCACCAAGACUCUGACUGAAGGACCCAACAUGAACACUCUUCCUCACACUUUGGGGGGAUUCUUGUGGCCAAAUAAACAAAGACAUUUUGUGUGUUUUAAUACUUGUGACCAGUAUGAAGAGUUUAUUAGGGGAACACUACAUUCAAAGAUAGUACAUUUGUUUGAGCUUUUAGCUGAAUGCAGCUGAUGUUGAUAUCUGAAACUUACCCAGACUUUUAAACGUAUUGAUUGUAGCUUCUUGCUUAGGAAACUUCUGCUUUCAGAUGUGCAACUACAUGGGUCACAGAAACCUGAAUUUAGGUACUGAAGCGAAACGAGCUGCGAAUUCUCGGGAAAAGUCAGCAGGGCAGUGGAAGAGUGUCAGGUUCCUCCAGGAUUUGAGCAAAUAAAGCCUCCAGUGCCUCUUAUUCAGAUUUCUGACUCAGGCACGCUCUGAAUCAUCGGUUCACCGUCGUAUGCAGAAUAAAAAUGGUUUUUACAAGUGAACAGAACUCUGCUCUGAACGGUAUUAGAUGACAUGAGAUCCCCCCCCAAAUCCCAUGAUCUUUCAAACCUGCACUGUCAGAUACGAGGGUUAAUGUUUACUGAAUUCAAGGGGUGCACCGUUAAUGCUUUUCUGAUCCGAGCUCUGCUCCUUUUUGUUUGUUUGAAUGUACAUCUGGGCUUUACCAGAGACGACACACAGGCAUUGUAUUAUUCUAUCCAAAUAUACUUGACUGAAGCCCCCCUUUAAAUCACCAAUUUACUCUGAGUGAGCUUGCAUGUGUUUGCCUUUUCAGGCCUCACACUUCAGUGCUGUUAGCUGUUAGGGUCCUCUCCCUUUUCCAAGUUUGAGUCAUUCCUGACGAUGAAAUGAGGGCAAUUGAACCAAGAAGAAGAAGCAGAGACGAUGAAGGUAUGCAAUCAUAGCCCAUAAAUCAAUAUACUGAGCAGCACUAUUCCAUUGAGCGUUUUUUCUAAAAGUGUUUGUCCUGAUAUUUUUGUAUUAAAAAGGAACCAGACUGCGUUUGGGCACAUGGUUGUGUGUAUGAGGCUCAUAUAGCAGGAGGAGAGUAACUGUGUGAACGUGUGUGUGUGUGUCUGUGUUUGUAAGUGUGUGUGUACUGAGUGCUCUCCUUUAACCAAGAAGCAUGUUUUAUACAUAUAAUAUACACAGUAUAUAUUUUACAUGCCAUACAGUGCACAUUAUAUUAUUUAUACAGCCUUGUCCACUUUGUAUUUAAGGGCUUUACAUCCAGAUUGCAUGUUUGCUACCAAACAGCUCUAUGAUUAUAACUACUUCAACAAUAAAGACGUGGAUGUGCCUU
Molecule: messenger RNA, 6685 nt
Organism: Labrus bergylta (ballan wrasse)
Lineage: Eukaryota; Metazoa; Chordata; Actinopteri; Labriformes; Labridae
Gene: rock2a
Product: rho-associated, coiled-coil containing protein kinase 2a
Biological process (GO): smooth muscle contraction; Rho protein signal transduction; regulation of cell junction assembly
Cellular component (GO): cytoskeleton; centrosome; cytoplasm
Molecular function (GO): ATP binding; Rho-dependent protein serine/threonine kinase activity; small GTPase binding
Source: RefSeq, a predicted model, not a curated record